CGCGGCCACUGAAGAGAUAUUACAUUUGUUAAGAAAUAUAGUGGCCGCGGAAGCGUCGGGACAGAGGGACAAUGUCCCCACGGUUGUUUGAUAUCCGCAUCAUCUUAUAUAAACCCCUCUCUCCCCUAUUCUACAAUGUUAACGUCCCCACAUGUCCCCACACCUUCCGCGGCAACUGAUCAUCAUCAUCAUCUGGGUGGGCUGGUCUGAUUUGAAGUUUUCCUCCAUCAAACAAAUCUGGAUAUUGGUGUCGGAUUCGCCCACUAAUAAUCGUGCACAUCCAUAAAUAAAUAAAUAAGCAAGUAACCAAUAAAAACAUGGCAUCGACAUGGAGCAGCAGCGAUUUAUUCGCCUUGGUGGAAGGACCUUGGAAAGAAGACUAUCUCAUUAAGCGAAUCCUCCCCGAAGACCUGUCCCGAGUGUUGGAGCACGUUCGAACCCACUUUCUCCAGGAUGAGCCCACCUGUAACCUCCUGCUCACCCAACGACGACGACGUCGACGGGAGAAAGAAGGAUGCAGCAACAACACGGAUCAAUUAUUAUUUGAAGAAGAGAUCCAAUCCCUGGUUCGAAUCGUGGUGCGUGACGAGCUCAGCUUUUUAGUCGAGGAUGUCAAUACGGGCGAACUUGCCGCUAUCCGGAUAACGUAUCGAUCCACGAAGGCAACAGAUUUCCCAAUAUUUUCCUCUCCCUGUAUGAAAGAAUUAUUCCGUCUGACCAACUUGUUGGAGAAAGAGGCAAAUCUCUUUGAGAAGUUUGGUGUUGGUGAAAUUGCCAGAUUUUUCAUCGCCUCGUGCACCCCGAAGUAUCGGAGGAGAGGGAUUACCACGGAAUUAUACAGGAGAAGUUUGAUCUUUCUGAAAGCGAGUGGAUUUCGAUUGGCUGAAUCCAUGUUCACAAAUCCGUUCACGAGGUGUUGCGCUGUCAAGUUUGGGUUCCAAGAAGUGGUUCGGAUUGAAUAUAAAGAUUACAGAAAUGAGAACGAUGAUGGGUUCGUGUUUCGAGGAGAAAGUUCCCAACAUCAUUUUGCUGCCAUCAUGGUGAAAGUUUUGUAAUGCAGGGAAUUAUCUGCAGAUUGCGAAACGGAGUGGAUGUAUCCUAUUGGUUUGCGAGAUCUUGGAAUUCGUAAAAAGUUAGUUCGUUGGUUAAGGUUUGUCCUGUUAGUAAAAGGGUAAUUUUGAAGAUGUAGUGCGGUUCUCAGAAGUAAUUAAAAUAAAGUUUUUUAGGGUAUAUAUAUAUUUCACAAUAUGGGAACAAUUAAGUUUAAAAUAUUUAACUGGUUUUAGUGAAAUGCUUAGAAAA
Folsomia candida is the source of this 1302-nucleotide messenger RNA. RefSeq lists its product as uncharacterized. Gene Ontology annotation, molecular function: N-acetyltransferase activity. The transcript has 3 exons. NCBI's taxonomy places the organism in Eukaryota, Metazoa, Arthropoda, Collembola, Entomobryomorpha, Isotomidae. The record is from RefSeq and is a predicted model, not a curated record. The coding region runs from base 318 to 1055 and encodes 245 amino acids.